Messenger RNA from Penicillium diatomitis, 1035 nucleotides. RefSeq lists its product as uncharacterized. Gene Ontology annotation, molecular function: water channel activity. Bases 1 to 1035 code for a protein of 344 amino acids. Gene Ontology annotation, biological process: transmembrane transport. Gene Ontology annotation, cellular component: plasma membrane. The transcript has 3 exons. NCBI's taxonomy places the organism in Eukaryota, Fungi, Ascomycota, Eurotiomycetes, Eurotiales, Aspergillaceae. The record is from RefSeq and is a predicted model, not a curated record.
AUGGUCAGUCUUCACAAGCGAAUUGCCUCCGAGGCAUCAACCCUCGGGCCUACCAAUGGAAGCACCCGGCGCACGCAGCUGCCCAUGUUGGCGAUUCCUGAUCGUAACCGGUACAACCUCCUCUGCAUGCUAGGCGAAUUCGUUGGAACCUUUUUGUUCCUCUUCUUUUCCUUUGCAGGAACGCAAAUCUCCAACACCCCGGCACCCGCCUCGGGAUCCGAUCCCAACACCUCCAAUCUACUUUAUGCCUCGCUCACCUUCGGCUUCUCAUUGACGGUGAAUGUCUGGGCCUUCUUCCGAGUGACCGGAGGUCUCUUCAACCCUGCGGUGACACUUGCCCUUUGUGUCGUGGGAGGUAUGCCCAUCGCGCGUGGACUGUAUGUUUUCCCGGCACAGCUGCUUGGUGGCAUCGCUGCUGCUGGCGUCGUUAGCUGCCUAUUCCCGGGCCCUCUCAACGUUACAACUCGCCUGGGUGGAGGUGCCUCCAUCUCCCAAGGCUUGUUCAUCGAGAUGUUCCUGACUGCGCAGCUCGUGUUUGUCAUCACCAUGUUGGCCGUUGUCAAGCACAAGUCAACUUUCCUCGCUCCCGUGGGAAUUGGUCUUACCUUCUUCGUCUGCGAAAUGUCGUCUUCUUACACACAUCUUCUCUCGCCAGGUAUCUACUAUACCGGAGGCUCGUUGAACCCUGCUCGAUCCCUUGGACCGGAUGUCAUCAACAGAAGCUUCCCGGGAUACCACUGGAUCUACUGGGUUGGACCACUUCUAGGUUCACUGCUUGCAUCGGCCUUUUUCGCCCUCCUCCGGAUGGUCCGUUUCGAGAAGAUCAACCCCGGCCAGGAUGCCAAUGAGUGGGAGGCUAGUGCCGAAGCCGCUGCCAAGAUACAAUCGUGGACUUCGGACCAAUCUCCAAGUGAUCGGAUCGACCAUGGAGGCGAGACGUAUUCUCCCAAUGGUGCCAAUGCCGCGCAGGGACAAACCGGCAAUCAGUCUCGUGCUCCUGGCAUCACCUCCGGCACCCCAGAGCAGCAAGUUUGA